Molecule: messenger RNA, 1452 nt
Organism: Naegleria gruberi
Lineage: Eukaryota; Heterolobosea; Eutetramitea; Acrasida; Naegleriidae
Exons: 1
Coding region: 1-1452 (483 amino acids)
Source: RefSeq, a predicted model, not a curated record
AUGGAUAAUAAUUACAAUUUAAUAGAAACAUUUCAUCCAGCAGCAACUCUCCUUUGUAAAUUUAAUUAUGGAGUAGUGAUUGUUGGAUCGCCAUAUAGUGGUAAAUCAACCUUGUUGAGAUUGAUCCGAAAGGCUGAUCUUUUGGAUUUGUUAACUGGAAAAGCAAAGCCUUCUUCAUCAUCAUCUCUCGGCUCAUCUGGACCAAUUACUUCACUCAUCACAGGCUUCCCCAUUCCAUCGAAUGAAUCUACCUCGUACGGCUAUCAAUUCCAGCUCAAAGUCUUACAAACUUGUUUAAAGACAAUGCAAUUAAUUUUGAAUGAAUUAAAGCUGAAUCAACAUAAUCAUUCGGUUCAUGGCUAUUCAUCAGCAAGUAACGCAUCAGAAAUGUUGGGAUCUUCAUCUCUCGGAAGUGAAUAUGCUGAUAUUAAGAAUACAUUUGGUAGACAGGUGGAAAUUAUUGAAGAGAAUAGUAUUUGGGAUAGUUUAUUGGAUACUCAUCGAGUGAAUGGAAUGAUUGAUAAUUUGAGUACUGUUUGGAUGAUUCCUGCUAUUAAGAGUACGUAUCAGAGGUUGUUGGAUUGUGGAUACUUUACACCAUUCUUUCAAUUUUCCAAUGAUAAGUAUGGCUAUGCACAAUCAAAUCCAAAUAUUAGAGGAGAGAAUAUUGCUGACUUGUUGGAUAAUUUGAGUUUUAUAAUGAAAAGGCCUAUUACUAUUCAAGGAUCUGAAAAAGAUAUGAAGAAUGGAAGUAUUAAGAUUGUGGAAUAUCUCCUCAAGACCUAUCUCGAGGAUAGGUUCUUUGCACCUGACAUUAGUAAUCCACAAAAUGACAAACACAUUACUGAGAAUAGAGAACAAGGUGUCAAGUAUGGAAAAUUCUCUUGGGGAAUCAAAACAGAGCCCAGAGUGUACAAUCUGGCUCAAUCCUAUCAUACUAAAUCAGCUCCAGUUGUGCUCUUCCUUGUACCCUUAUCUGAUAUUGAUAAGAAGAAGAGCAAGAGGACAACAUUUGUGACUGAUUACCUGGAGAAAUUCUAUACAACACUCACAGAUCCUGGCACUCAAAAAGUACUGGUUUUCACAAAGGCAGAUAUCUUUUCCAAGCGAAUCUCUUCAGGAUCCAUCGAUGUACAAUCCAUAUUCCCAGAUUUUGUUGGAAACAGUACUGAUCCUCUUCGAGUUUUUGAACACUUCUUCAGCAAGUUUUGGAUAUUGUGUAGAAAAUACCAUGAAGUAGUGCCUUACUAUGUGGUCAAUCUAGUUGACAUGGAGGAAAAUGUUCUAUUUUUGAGAGCUUUACUGGAAAGUGGAUCUCCGUAUCAUGGUAAAUCAUUCCUCAGUAAGCAAAUUCUCAAAGCCACAGACAACCUGACCAAGACUAGAUUGAAGUAUCAUAUACAAUCAAAUAUUGGACAUUUCUCUGAUGUUUCAAUUGUAAUAGAUGAAUAA